Molecule: messenger RNA, 1184 nt
Organism: Etheostoma spectabile (orangethroat darter)
Lineage: Eukaryota; Metazoa; Chordata; Actinopteri; Perciformes; Percidae
Gene: siah1
Product: siah E3 ubiquitin protein ligase 1
Exons: 5
Coding region: 138-1163 (341 amino acids)
Biological process (GO): proteasome-mediated ubiquitin-dependent protein catabolic process; multicellular organism development
Cellular component (GO): cytoplasm
Molecular function (GO): ubiquitin conjugating enzyme binding; zinc ion binding; ubiquitin protein ligase activity
Source: RefSeq, a predicted model, not a curated record
GCUACUGUUUGUCCUUGUCUGGACACAGAUGUGAUCCUCUGUUGCCGCUGGCCAAAACUCACCACAAAACAGUGUGGUUUCCAUGGAAAAGACCAGAGAAGUAUGGUGUUGACGGGCUGUGUGAGGGCUCUACUCCUAUGUCUCUGGUCCAAGUGAAACCAAAGCCGGCUAGCGUAGCACUGCAAGCUCCGCCCUGGAAUUCCUUGUUCCGACUCUUCUCGUGUGUAGCCACAAGGAGCAUGCACAGGACCAAAGAGGUCCCAACAUUUCAAGAGAAGACGAAAGCCUUAUUUGGAAAUCUUAUGGACGAAGAAAUGAGUCGUCAGACUGCCACCGCGCUGCCCACAGGAACCUCCAAGUGCCCCCCCUCCCAGCGAGUGCCCACCCUGUCAGGCACCACUGCCUCCAACAGCGACCUGGCCAGCCUGUUUGAGUGCCCUGUCUGUUUCGACUAUGUCCUACCCCCCAUCCUGCAGUGCCAGUCUGGACACCUGGUAUGCUCCAACUGCCGGCCCAAGCUCACCUGCUGCCCCACCUGCCGAGGGCCCCUGGGCUCCAUCAGGAACCUGGCCAUGGAGAAGGUGGCCAACUCGGUCCUCUUCCCCUGCAAGUACGCGUCAUCGGGCUGCGAAGUCACGCUGCCUCACACCGACAAGACGGAGCACGAAGAGCUGUGCGAGUUCCGGCCGUACUCCUGCCCCUGCCCCGGCGCCUCCUGCAAGUGGCAGGGCUCCCUGGACGCUGUCAUGCCUCAUCUGAUGCACCAGCACAAGUCCAUCACCACACUGCAGGGGGAGGACAUUGUGUUCCUAGCCACGGACAUCAACCUGCCGGGCGCCGUGGACUGGGUGAUGAUGCAGUCGUGUUUCGGCUUCCACUUCAUGCUGGUGCUGGAGAAGCAGGAGAAGUACGACGGCCACCAGCAGUUCUUCGCCAUCGUGCAGCUUAUCGGCACCCGCAAGCAGGCGGAGAACUUCGCCUACCGGCUGGAGCUCAAUGGGCACCGGCGCCGCCUGACCUGGGAGGCCACGCCGCGCUCCAUCCACGAGGGCAUCGCCACGGCCAUCAUGAACAGCGACUGCCUGGUGUUCGACACGUCCAUCGCACAGCUGUUCGCUGAGAACGGCAACCUGGGCAUCAACGUCACCAUCUCCAUGUGCUAGGAACUUUGAAGGAAAGAGGGU